AUGGACGACUCUGCGAUUUACAAGGACUCCCACGUACUUUCCCUUUUCAAAAGAUUCUCAAAUGGUACUCAGUCGUUGGGCUAUUAUGAGUUCAUCAACAUGUUUGAUUCGUUCACGGGGUCCGCAUCGCCCUCCGAAAAGCAAAAUUACGGGAUUUUCUUCUUGCUUGCCGACGAUGAUUUGAAAGGUUAUUUGACCGAAUCAGACUGGAUCAAGUUUGUCAAGUUGUUUAAUGAGGAUAACUCUCAAUUCAAAAUGGUUUGGAAGUUCUUCAGCAAGUUCAAGCUUCAAUCAGACUCUGCAUCCAACUGGAAUUUUAAUUGGUUCAAGAAUAAUGAGCCAAUAGCCGACGAGGAAUCGAAUCGUAUUUCCUUCAAUCAAAUUUCCUCUGUCUUGCGAAAUUUGGAACUGUUUAUUCAGAAUAAACCUCUAUCUUUGACACCAACGAACAACACCCAAGAGUAUAUCAAUUGGUCAAAAAUUAAUGAUUUGAUCCACACACAAAUAUCUCAGAGAACCAAUACACAAUAUAUCAAUUAUAAUGAUCUAAAUAAUUUAAUCAUCAAUGAGUUGAAUAAUGAAAAAAUUUUGAAGUUUUAUGAGCUAAACAAGAACCAUGAUGGUAAUAUCAGCAAUGCGAAAGUGGGCAAGCUAUUGGAUGGGUUGUUUUCCCAUAAAAUCAAUGACCAGUUUAUCAAAUUUGUGUUGCCUAAAAAUAGACAUGACAAUUACUCGUAUAACGAUAUCAAAUUGAUAACCAACUUGUUGAAGAAGUAUUACUUGUUAGACAAAUUGGUUUGGAGUUUUAAAGUUCAGGAUUCAAAUACAUCGUUUAAUGAUUAUUUGAUUGAACACAACAAGGGCAAUAUGCUUACGGACUACGAAAUCAAUUUGUUGAACGAUUAUAUUUCGGCGUUUAACUCACCGACAAUUUUGACCCCCUUUGCAUCACCAAUGACUGUGGUUGCUCCUGUACCAGUGGUUGCUGGCCAAAUCGGUCAACAAUCGGUUGAAAAAAUUCAUGGUUUGUUUUCCCUCUUCCAUUCAAUGUACAAUUUUAGUCUUGGAGCAGUUUCUGGGGCAAUUGGUGCCACCAUUGUUUAUCCUAUUGAUAUGGUGAAAACGAGAAUGCAAGCCCAAUGCAGCACUGCUUAUGUUAAUGCUAAACAAUUAUAUACUAGCUCUUUUGAUUGUCUUGGCAAAAUUUUUGCCAGAGAAGGUCCACUGAAGCUUUAUUCUGGCUUGUUGCCCCAACUAGUUGGUGUGGCCCCAGAAAAGGCUAUCAAAUUAUUCAUGAAUGAUUUGGUUCGUGGAAUAUAUAAGGACGAGAAAACUGGGGAAAUUGGCUUGCCAUAUGAGAUUUUGGCUGGUAUGAGUGCCGGGUGCUCUCAGGUUGUGUGCACUAAUCCUUUGGAAAUUGUGAAGAUCAGAUUACAAAUACAGGGACAAAUGAUUGGGAAAUUGAAUUCUCAAGGCGCAAUAAUUGUUCGCAAGAGUGCCCUUGAAAUCGUGAGGGAAUUAGGAGUUGGUGGUUUGUAUAAAGGUGCCAGUGCUUGUUUACUCCGUGAUGUUCCAUUUUCGGCGAUCUAUUUUCCAACUUAUGCUCAUUUAAAGAAAUAUUUUAUCGAAUCUAAUAACUCUAGAGGAGUUGUUGCUGAUGGUAACCAUGAAAAUAUCAAUACUUGGCAACUUCUUUCUGCCGGCGCGAUUGCUGGGAUGCCUGCAGCAUUCUUGACCACUCCUUGCGAUGUGAUAAAGACCCGACUUCAAAUGGAGAGAAAUCAGGGAGAUAUUCAGUAUCGUAACAUCCUUGAUGCCACAAGAAAAAUAUAUUCUCGUGAAGGUGCCAGGGCAUUCUUUAAAGGCGGACCAGCAAGAGUAUUCCGUUCUUCUCCUCAGUUUGGGUUCACAUUAGCGUCGUAUGAGUUGCUUAAACGUGCUUUACCAUUUGAGUGGACUAGUGGGUCUGUUUUAAGUCUUAUGAGCGGGUCUAGGGUGAGCAACGAAGGAAAUAUGGUGAAUGGAUAUAGUUCGAACACCAUUAAUUCCAACUUCAAAUCCGUGGAAAACUGUGACAUUGAUGAAGUUAGAAAGUAUCGUGCAAAGAGCUCGCAAGCCCUAGGUUUGUUCAAGGAUGUCAGUCCAAGUUUCAAUCAAUUUGAUCAUGAUGUUUACCAACAAUUUAGAGGAGCUUAUGGGAAGAAGUUAAAUUAA
This is a messenger RNA of Saccharomycopsis crataegensis, 2214 nucleotides long. It is a transcript of the gene AGC1, whose product is annotated as citrin. Lineage: Eukaryota; Fungi; Ascomycota; Saccharomycetes; Ascoideales; Saccharomycopsidaceae. The coding region runs from base 1 to 2214 and encodes 737 amino acids. The transcript has a single exon. Gene Ontology annotation, molecular function: L-aspartate transmembrane transporter activity; L-glutamate transmembrane transporter activity. Gene Ontology annotation, biological process: aspartate transmembrane transport; L-glutamate transmembrane transport; malate-aspartate shuttle. The record is from RefSeq and is a predicted model, not a curated record.